GGGGAGAUCUCAGGGGAGAGCCAGACCGUCAGUUCUCGGCAGUGUCCGGCGAUAUCUUCGGCCAUAAACAUGGUGACGCGCGCAAGGAGCGACACCUACUGGGGUCUGAGCGUACUAUCCGGCCCCGAAAAUCUCUUUGGCUGCCAUGACGACUCGGAUUUGGACAAUGAUAGUGUCACAUCUCUAGCCCAGGUGGCGCCACUACCGGACUCGCUGGAGUUUGAUUCAGAUGCGUCUGAUUCAGAGCAAUCCAAGACUCCGACGGAGGAACCCCCUCCCCCUCCUGUUACUGUAAACCUGCCAUGGGACCACAGAGGAAGGAGCGACCACUCUCAAAGUCCCUGCAGAGAGGAGAGGACCCCCAUUUCGAUCAGCUUCUGAGCGGGUUGAACUCGGUCGCCGAGCACUGCCUUCCGUCGUUGCUACGCACACUCUUCAGCUGGUAUGAGCGACAGUUCGAGGAGGAUGGAUUCCUGCAGCAGCAGCGGCAGAAGGUUGCCACGGCGAUGGCAGCAGCCAGCGCCAAGACCAAAGGGGAGCCGAGAGUGGAGAAAGAUUACCUGAUGGAGCGCAGAGACCUGGCCGUUGACUUCAUCUUCUGCUUGGUGCUGAUCGAGGUGUUGAAGAUGCUGCCGGUGCAUCCCGGUCACGAUGAGCUCAUCCUACACAUAGAGGACAUGGCCCUCAAGCACUUCAAAUACAAGGAUGCGUCACAGCUUGGUCCGUAUGCCGUCAACCAUCAUGUUGUUGCUGACCUUUACGCAGAGGUCAUCGGCGUGCUAGCACAGUCCAGGUUUCACUCGGUGAAACGUAAGUUCAUUGCCACACUGAAGGAGCUUCGCAGUAAGGAGCAGAAUCCCUACACAACACACAGCAUCAUCAGCCUCCUGAUGGGGAUGAAGUUCUUCCGCAUCAAGAUGGUACCUAUAGAAGAGUUUGAGGCGUCGUUCCAGUUCAUGCAGGAGCUCGCAACCUACUUCGUGGAGGUGAAGGAGCGUGACAUCAAGCAUUCGCUCGCUGGACUGUUUGUGGAGAUACUCGUGCCUGUGGCAGCUACUGUGAAGAAUGAAGUGAACGUUCCCGUGCUAAAGAACUUUGUAGAGAUGCUCUACCCACAGACUAUUGACAUGUCUACCAAGAAAAAACACAUACUGGCGCUGUUUCCACUCGUCACGUGUCUACUGUGCGUGAGUCAGCGACAGUUCUUCUUCCACAACUGGCCUUACUUUCUCGCCAUGUGUCUCUCGCAUCUCAAGAACAAGGACCAGAAGAUGAGUCGAGUGGCACUGGAGUCGCUCUACCGCCUGCUGUGGGUGUACAUGGUGCGGAUACGAUGUGAGAGCAAUGAGGUGACUCGCAGCAGGCUGCACACGAUCGUCAACAGUCUGUUUCCUAAAGGCUCCAAGGUUGUGAUCCCGCGCGAUACACCACUCAACAUAUUUGUCAAGAUCAUCCAGUUUAUUGCCAAGGAAAGACUGGACUUUGCUAUGAAGGACAUUAUAUUCGACCUGCUGUGUGUCGGGCGGUCCAUAAAGUUCCUAACCCCUGAGCGGAUGAGCAUAGGUCUUCGUGCGUUCCUCGUCAUUGCGGACUCACUGCAGCAGAAGGAGGGAGACCCUCCGAUGCCUCGCACACUCGGAGUGCUGCCCUCUGGCAACACCCUCAGAGUUAAGAAGACGUUCCUGAAUAAGAUGUUGACGGACGACAUCGCGCGCACGAUCGGCAUGGCGCAGUACUACCAGCACGUGCGCAAGGCGUUCGACUCGAUCCUGCGCGCGCUCGACCUGCAGGUUGGACGAACGAUGGUGCUCACCAACAGCCAGAACCUUCACAAGGACCCCGAGGAGCUGAUCACGGGUGAGAGGAAGCCAAAGAUAGAUUUAUUUCGCACGUGUGUGGCGGCCAUUCCUAGACUGAUCCCCGAGGGAAUGAGCAAGCCGGAUCUGGUAGACCUGCUAUCCCGUCUCACUGUACACAUGGACGAGGAACUCAGGGGAUUGGCCUUCCAGUCGUUACAGAAUAUGGUGCUAGAUUUUCCCGAAUGGAGAGAAGACGUUAUAUAUGGCUUCAUCCAGUUCAUUCAGAAGGAGGCGUCUGACACGUCGCCACAGCUGCUGGACAAUAGCCUGCGCAUGCUGGUACAGCUAGUCACGCAGUGGCGCACCGCCGCACAGGCGCCCCCUACCCAUGCUCACACGACACACGCACAGUACAAGGACAACCGGGAGACGGAGGCGGUAGAGCUGACGCCGCUGCGCGGACACGAGCACAGCAGUGGCGCCAUCGACGUGCUGUGUUUCACCGAGGGAUUCGCGCUAGUCAUGCUGUGUCACUGCCGCCACAUCACACGCAAGCUGUCCAUGGUUCUACUCAAGGAAGUGAAGAGUCUAUACCAGCUGCUGGACCGAGGAGAGGACACGCGUGUGAUAGAUGCGAUUGAUGCUGCAUGUCCUACUGUGGUAGAGAGACUCACAGCCAACCUGCCGCCAACUGAGAAGGCGUUAGUGUUGGCGCAGUCUCACAUGGACCUGCAGUGGUUAGCCGAACGCAACAAUUCCAUAUGGAUAUGUGCCGAUAGCAACUCUCACACUCUCAACAACUUCAGCAGGUUCGAUGCGUGGUCCACGUUCCUCACACGCAUGCUGGAGAGGAACAACGUCGUAGCUCAAUGUGACUCGGCCGUCCGCCACGCAUGGCCCAUCGUAUACAGCCGACUCAUGUACCUGUUCACCUACGUAGACCCAAAUAGCCCCGUGAAUGACAACAGAGCGUCGCUGCUGCGCACCAGUAAGAAGCAGCCCAACGAGCGAGACCUCUACUUGAACCUGUGGAGAAACUACCUGGUGUUCGCCUGUAGCACCGUACCGGGCGUGCAGGCCUGCAGCAAUCGCUCCGCAUCACCCGAGCUCAGCUCGUCCCCCGAGAGUUCGACAUCGGAGCGUUCGGAGGGCAGGUUCUCGGUGAACCACGGCCCGCCGCCGCCGGCCAGCGGACUCUUCAAGCUGCUGGUGCCUCUGCUGCGCUGCGAGAACGCUGAGAUGAGAGACAUAGUCAUCCGCGGCCUGGGUGUGACCAACGCUGACGGCAUCCACGAUCUGAUGGAGGAGCUGCUGCCAUUGAUUCGCGAGGCGAUUGACAGGAAACAAGAGAACAUGCGACGCCGCAGACGCCGCGACACGCUGCGUGUUGUCCUUGUGCGUCUGCUGGAGUUGAUCGCAGAGAACGAGAGAUUUGCUCACAGCAGUGGCAUCUGCGACAAGGAGACGAAUGCUCUCUUUAGCACGUUCGUCGAUUACAUAGAUGGCGCCAGGAUGUACCUGGACAGCGAAAGCGACAAGGAUGUGCCGGUGAUUCAGGAGAUUAGGCUUCACUUCAGUGGCUUCAUCUGUAAGCUCAUCAAGAGCUUCCCACUGAGUAAGAGAGAGAACCUGUUGACCAGGGACCUGCGAUACAGCCUCUUCCACCUGUUUGCAAACUGGAGCGGAAGAUUUGGCGUCACUUUCGGAGCGGUCGACAAAAGGUCGAACAGCCGUGAUGAUUCCGUUAACGAACUAGAGGUGUCAGCACUGCAGGCGAUGUCGGCCGUACUCUGCUGCGGGCCGGCAUUCGAUGCUAACGGCCUCUCCGACGAGACCGGCUACAUCUACGCAUGGCUGGACAACCUGCUGGAGGCUCACAAUGAGAAGACAAAGAAGGAGAUAUACCGGCUCGCGCAGGAGACAAUCGUCUUGCUCCUGGAGUUCAACGCCGACACGAUGGCCCUGCUCGACUGGGUCAUCGACCGCUGCUACACGGGAACGAACGAGGUCGCCGACGGAUGCUUCAUGGCACUCGCGCGAGUCUUCAGCACCAGGGAGUAUCCAUGCGACAUGCUGUCGAUGCUGAACGUGACGUUGCUGAACACGGGAUGUCCGCGCGUCCCCGUCCACGAGACGGCGCUGCAGCUGCUGCAGCUCAUCGACAAGCGAUUCUUCGCCGACGACGUCAUCGUCUACGAGGAGAAGAAGGACGAGGACAGCGAGAAGGAGGCUGCGGUCGACGCGGGCGACAGCGACGCGCGGCACGGGCGCGAGAGCUCGCUCAACGACGUGUUGCUAGCGGCGACGUACUCGCGCUCGCAGCUGUACCUGUCUGAGCAGCUAGCGAGACUGCACCCAGAUCUCACGAUGCCCAUGUUCUCAGAGGUGACGCAGCGCUUCCAGACGGCAAAGCAGUGGCGACGUCAGCUGCUGCUGCAGUACUUGCUGCCCUGGCUUUACAACCUUGAGCUGGUUGACCCCAACCUGCCCCCGGUGAACCCUCUCUCCUCGUUCCUCACCAAGAUGCAAGAGGUGGGAGACGAGUUCCAGCCAUGGCUGCAGGGAGAGGGCUGGGGGUCUGCGCAGGCAACCGAAAUGGUCCUCAACAACCUGUUCUACAUCACCGUCAAGUUUGGUGAUGACCACCAGAGGGAGAUAGAGAUGCUGUGGGCGUGUCUGUGCGCCUGCUGGCCUAACAAUCUACGCAUCAUCAUCCGUUAUCUAUUCAUCGUGUCUGGCAUGGCCCCUACCGAGCUUCUACCCUACGCAAAGCGUGUUGUCAUCUACAUGGCUCGGCUGAAGUCCGACCGUCUGCUUGAUGAGCUGAUGCAGGAACUACAGACCGUGGAGACGUUGAACAGCACCGUGGAACGCACGGAGACCCCGCCGUUCUACCGACUCAUGAGCUUACGCAAGGUUUCGAUGAUGUCAGAGGAAUCCGCGGCAGACCAGGCGUGUGGUAUCACGGACUCGCCUCAGAUGGAGAAGGGAACUCUGCACACGAAACGACACAGUGCCGAGGAUCCGUCCAAGGACGCGCUGGUCGAGGCAUCCGUGGGAAGCGUGAGCAUCUCGGAGAGCAACCAGGCAACGAUAACGAGUCACGACAGCGCCGUUAGCUCCACUAGCGGCAUCAGCACUGGCGGCAGCAGUGCGCCCUCUAGCGGCAAGUCCACCGAGAAGCAGCCGCUACAGUCUGCGGAGAAGCAAGAAGUGACAGAGGUGGACAACUUCACGACGCUGCGUAGGAUGUCUGAGCGGGAGCAGAAGAAGAAGGAGCCGCAGCCGUACCCGCUGCCCAUGCCGGCGUACGGAGGCUACUUCUCACCACUGCGAGAGUUCCUGCCUGAGAACCUCGCCUCAACGCCCAGCUUCCACAGGUGCAGUCUGGCUGUAAAUCUACUCACAGACUUGCUAGUGGACGGUGUGGAGGUUGACUGGUCCAUACAUCUGCCCCUCAUGCUACACAUGGUGUUCCUAGGACUGGAUCACUCGCGGCCACUCGUGCAUGAACAUUGCAAGAAGCUGCUGCUGAACCUGCUCAUAGUGCUGUCAGGUCACAACGACCACCAUGCCGUCGCUAGGAUACUGCUUGCCAACAGACACAUCAACGACACGUUCAUACUGACCACCCACAGUGGCGUCUCCAAGGAAUACAACUUCAUUGAGUCGCCUGAGAAGGUGGAGAGUGGUUUGAGCAGCAACGUUGGCAUGUCUACGUUCAGCGUGAACUCGGUGGCGACGCUGACGCCGGAGUCCGUGCAGCAGCAGCAGCAGCAGCAGCAGCAGCAGCAGCGGUCGGUACUCGAUGUCGAGGAGAUGACGAGCGUAGAGGAGAUCACGCUCUCCCUCGUCGACUUCAUCGCAUCCAGGAAAUCUCGGCCGAUGUGGAGUUACGAGGACAUCACGUCGAAGACGUGGGCGGUGACAAGCUGUGAACAGAUGGAGGCCUUCCUCAAGCACAUCGUUCGCGUGUUCCGCGAAUCGCUGCCGCACGCCGCCCUUGAACAACGCUGGGCGCAGGUUGCCCUGCAGGUGGCGCUGUCGUGCUCGUCGCGCCAUUACGCCGGCCGCUCGUUCCAGCUGUUCCGGGCUCUGCGCGUGCCCCUGACGUCACGCAUGCUGUCUGAGAUCCUCUCGCGGCUGAUAGAGACGGUGGCGGAGCAGGGAGAGGACAUGCAGGGCUACGUGACGGAGAUAAUGCUCACGCUGGAAGCUAGCGUCGCAAACCUCGACGCAGACUUCCGCCCCAUAGACUACAAAGAGCUGUUCAAGUCUACACCGAACCUCAACAACAGGUUCAGUAGGCUGGCUAUCCCACUGAGUCGGUCGUACACCGGUCACCCUCGUAGUGCCAGCUACUCUGUCUCCUACGCCACGGGACAGAAGCUUCUCAGCAGCGCUACCACCAGCCCCACCGCCGACAAGAAAAUCGCUGACAAGCUGAAGAAACCGACUGAGAUCAUGGACAGUCGUAAGUCUACGAACAUGUGUCGCUCGCGCAGUGCCCAGUCGCUCAAGAUGAUGACGUCGGACCAGGGUAACCAGGACGACAAGCUGUCGAUCCUCUCGCAGAUGUUCUGGAUCGCCGUCUCGCUGCUGGAGUCGGACUACGAACACGAGUUCUGCCUCGCGAUACGUCUGCUCACGAAGAUUCUGAAGCACGUACAGUUGGACAGGCCAGACUAUAGAGAGAAGCUGGAUAAGAUUCUACAGCAGCUAAAGUGGAAGGACUACCCAGGAGUGCAAGCUCUGCUACUAAAGGGUUGUACAUCACCGGUAACAUAUGAACCUACGCUGGUGCUGUUAUCUGAGCUGAUCAUCUAUCUGGACUGUCCCAUCGUGGAUCCAUCAUGUGCAGUUGGUUUUCCAAUGAAUGUGAUGGCGUUACUUCCCUACAUGAGCCACCAUUACGAGUCGCCCAACCAGCUCUGUGUGGACAGUGCUGAGGCAAUAGCACAGAUGUGCCUAGAGAAGUCUAAAAAGCUUGAGAACCUGGGAACCGUGAUGACACUGUACAGCCGCCGCACAUUCAGCAAGGAGUACAUGCAGUGGACCAAGUGUGUUGUCAAGUAUCUCCAUGACAACUACGAAAAUCUCAGUCUGAACAUGAUCUCAUUCCUUAUGGAGGUGUUGGAGAAGGGGCCAUCCUAUGUACAGGUUCCCAUUAUGAACAUCAUCUACUGUAUGCUUCAUUAUAUCGACAUCAACUCUCCCUGUAACUACCAGGCUGUCAACGAGGAGCUGAUACGAUGUAUCAGUCGCCACCUAGAUGGCAGUCACUGGAAGGAGGCAUCUAAGAUACUGAAGCUGGUCGUAACAAAGUCCUCAUCACUAGUCGCCAUCCCGCCGAAGACGAAGCUUCCAGCAUCGGACAUCUCCAGUAUUGCCUCCCUCUCCUCCCACACAUCAUUCGCCGAGGCUGAGUCCAUAGUGCCAAAGAAGGAGUUGCCAGGUCGUACGAUGGAUUUCUCGUUUGAUAUCACGACGACGCCGAUAGCCGGCCGUAAGUACCGUCACGGCAGCCAGACGUCCGACGGAAGCAAGGAGACAAACUCCCUGGAGCUAUCCCCAGGAAGAAGCUCAGCUGUCGGGCAGAACGGGACCCAGUCCGGAUGGAAGCGACCUCACCUGUCCCAGCCAAGGACGAGGGAAAGACUAGUCAACCUGCUGACAGUGUAUGGAGAGAGAGUAGGCCUAACCAAGAGCCCAUCUGUGAUAUUCAGUCAGAACAGUGACAUCGCUGAGCGGCAGUCUAGCAUGUGCUCAAGCAGUGAGGAGAUGUCCCCUAACGAGGUGUCGCUGACAGAGAGCAAGAUGGAACAUGGUGGAUCCACGGACAACCAGUUCGGAGUUUUCAAGGACUUUGACUUCCUAGACAUUGAGCUGGAGAGUGCAGAGGACGAUACGAUGGACAACUUCAACUGGGGCGUGCGUCGUCGCUCGCUCAGCAACCUAGAGGGCGCUGUCGACUCGCUGAAGGAGUCGUCGUUGACCGGGAGUGUUCCCUGCCUCGUGACGGCGCGCGGGAUGCGGGAAGAAUCCAGUGAUGAUGAACUACACAGUGUGUCACCGCACAGCGUGUGCAGCGAUCGCGACAUAGAGAUCGUUGAUCUCAGCCCCAUGGGGGCGACACCGGUGCAGUUCCCCGGCUCGCCCACCUCGACGUUCAUCAACAUACAGAGCGACGAGGUGGAGGACACGUGGCGCCUCCACGUGUGCAACCUGAUGGCCGACGCCACGGCAACGACCGCCGUCAACACCUACUUCAUAUUCGUGAAGCUGUUCAAGGAGACGCGGCGGCGUCUGUACAACCUGACACGUGAGUCGUGUCACUAUCUAUCGAUGAACGAGGUGCUUCGUUCGAUCUCCGCUCAGUUCCUCACUGCACUGGAGGUGCUCUGCACGCAGGCCGAAUGCCCGUUCAUCUUCAUAGACGCCGACACGAGAGUGGAGAUGUGUCGAUCGCUCUACAAGCUCCACUUCCAGCUGCUGCUACUGUUCCAGAGUUUCGCAAAGCUGAUAUCAUUGCUGCAGACUGGUUGCAAACUUGCACAGAUCAGUGAUUUCUCGCGCGACGUCUCCUGCCUGCAGCAAGAUCUACGUAAGGCCAUCCACGACCUUGAACAUGGUCACAUCGAGCACACGUCGCCGCUGCCCCCACUCGACCUCAUGACCUUUGACCAGAGCCUCGCCGAGUGUAACUUGGCUGAGCAGCUGUGCAAGGGGAAGCUGAUCGGAGCGGUGAAGCUCUUGCAUACAUACAGAUCGGUCGGACCAUGUGAGAUGUUUGGAAACAGUGUGCAAGAUGACAUGGAUGUUCUCUUAUCCCUCUACUGCAGGCAGAUCGGUGAGCGAAAGUCAGGUGUGGCGGCGACACAGCCUGACCACGCGAUGGAGAAGGUGUGCAGUCGUCUGCUGGAUAUUCACAUACAGCUGUCCUCCUCCAUCAAGGCCCUGGAGCAGCACGCCAAGGUCGACCGAGAGGUCAUCCACAAGGCAACCAUCGCUGUCGUCGAAAACCUCUGAGAUGCUCUGAGACAUUCUAGAUUCACUGUCGUCAUUGUUAGCAGACGCAUCAACAGCUUCAUUGUUAUUAGCAGAUGCUAUGACAACUUCAUUUUCGUUGUUAGCAGACGCAACUACAGUGUCUACAUCAGCUGUAAUCGAAUUUUCUACUAGAUUAAUGGCGUGAAGGAAUAUGUAAUGAAUUCCAAUCAUGACUGCGACUUCGUGUUGGAAGAGAAUUCAUGAAUAAUGUGAUAACGAUUUAAAUGGGUAAGAUUAGUACACUGGCUGACUGCCUCUUAUAUAGCCGGAUUUUUUGCAGUGUGAGAAGGGACAUGGUUAGGCGGUGUUAGUUUUGAUGGUGGGAUUAAGUGAUAAGUGAUCGAUGAGGAGGGAGGGGGGAGAAACAGAGAGGAAAGCUGGCAUUGUUGUAACUCUCGCUCUCUCUCUCUCUCUUUCACAGUUCAGGAUAUAUUAGACAUAAUAUGGCUGACUUUAUGAUCUUGUCCAUACUAUCAGCUAGUCUGGCUAGCUAGCUAGUUUUUUAGGUUUUCACCGGGUUACACAGAGUGUGUAGCUGGUGAUGAGCACAUGCUUUUAUAGUGCAAGGAUGUCAUAAUCAUAUUUUAUUUUGCUGAAUGCAGGAAGCCUAGUCGAUGACACCAGUAGUCCUUGCCGAUUUCGUGAAUUUUAUGAACCUACAAUAAACUGACCUGGAUCGGAGGUCGAGGGGUGCUUUGUAGGGAUGGUGUGGGGCUCGUCACUAGGUACUGCUUCAGACUUGACAGCAAUAAUAAACCUUGUCAUUGGUAAUUAUUUAGUGUAAUGACGUUAGUUGACCCCCGCUUCGCACACGACGAGAUUCGUCUACUGGUCUCGCAGCCUCUGAUACGUCACGGGAAUCACGUGACUUGAGUGUUUACUAUAUGUAUAUCGGUUUAAUAUUGUGCAUAUCAUAUUACGGCGGUUAUUUCUUUGUGUAACACUGGGAAGUAGGGGAAGGCGUAUAUACACGUUGACAGGAAUUUAUUGUGAUUGGCUGCUAUGGCAGACCGUGACGCCACGUUGAUACCACAGGCACGUGCGUGUGCAUCGCGGACGUAUGUAGGACCGGUCGCGAUUGGGGGGGUCCUUGUUUCCUGCUCCCGCUGUAUUGCGAUGAGGAAGGGGGAAUGUAAAUAGUGUACGUUUAAUUUGGUUUCAUGCCUUUACUUCUUGUAUUCGUAUUUAACUUUAUUCUAAUUUAUUUGUGUUGCGUGUAUCCCGUAGACGUUUUCUGCUACCUGCACGUGUAGCCAGUGAGUCUUUGUUUGCUCUAGGCACACCCUGUACAGAGCGCCUGGUUACCGCAGACUAGCGCUAGUACACCUGCUGCUCGCGGGGAUGAAGCCACGCUCGGCUUGUUGUGCAGGUCGUAAAACAGGUUGUACAUACACGACUGUGAAAUACAUUAAAACUUGUUGGCAGAUUGUUGUAAUACUAAAA
This is a messenger RNA of Priapulus caudatus, 10292 nucleotides long. Its product is annotated as protein furry-like. Gene Ontology annotation, biological process: neuron projection development; cell morphogenesis. The record is from RefSeq and is a predicted model, not a curated record. Gene Ontology annotation, cellular component: site of polarized growth; cell cortex. Lineage: Eukaryota; Metazoa; Priapulida; Priapulimorpha; Priapulimorphida; Priapulidae.